Molecule: messenger RNA, 1881 nt
Organism: Geodia barretti
Lineage: Eukaryota; Metazoa; Porifera; Demospongiae; Tetractinellida; Geodiidae
Source: the annotation of a GenBank genome assembly
AUGACGCGCAUGCGCCCAAGACCAAGAUGGAGCCCGAACUGGCGAGACGGCUCUUUGCAGAGGGAGCGGUUCUUGUGCUGCUGGACGUGCCCCAGAGGACGGAGUUCGGUAUCGACUACAAUUCUUGGAGCGUGGGGCCCAAGUUCAAGGGCGUCAAGAUGAUCCCGCCUGGACUCCAUUUCGUCUACUACUGUGCCGUGAGCAAGCAGGGAGAUGCAGCACCUAGAACUGGCUUCUUUCAUUUCUUCAAACGACAGGAGGUUCUGGUGAUGAAAUGGGAUCAUAAAACCGAAGAUCUCACAGACGAAGGCAUUUCCACGGAGAUGGUGGAGAGGAUAAGAGCAGGUCUGAAGGAUUUGGACCAGGGACUGGGACCAUAUCCUUACGAUACCCUCAAGAAAUGGGUCUCCCUCUCCAACCACAUCUCACAGGACCUUGUCACCAGGAUCCAGCCAUUGAGUGGUAAGGUGACCUCGGUGAGCCAGAUUGUGCAGGAGACAUCUGCUGUCGGCAGUGGGGAGGGAGAGAGGGAAGGAGGACGAGAGAGGGAAGUAACGGGAGAGAGGGAAGGAGGGGGAGAGAGGGAAGAAAGUGGAGGGGGAGAGAGGGAAGUAACUGGAGAGAUGGAAGGAGGGGGAGAGAAGGAGGAAGGAGAAAGAGAAGGGAGGGGGUAUGGAGGUGGAAGAUUUGCCGGGGUGGGUGACUUUGAACCAAGUGUAGACAGUACCUCUCAGAAGAGGAGAACAGAUUUACCACUCUUCAAGUCGAAACCAGAGACAGCACUGAGGUUUUCAGAGGUACCGAGGCAGCGGCACCCGGUGGGGGCUUCCCCCUCUGAGAUCAGCCACCAUUGCAUGGACCUCAGCUACACUCUCCAGUCGUUAAUGACCUCAAACCACACCCACUAUAGAGACCUGCUGGGGGAGCUACAGUUGGCUUUUCUCUGCUUUUUCCUGGCUCAUGUGUACGAUGCAUUUGAGCACUGGAAGGAGCUGGUGAGGCUGCUGUGUAUGAGUGAGAGUGCUCUCUCUGACCAGACUGAGCUCUUCACCAACUUUAUCAGUUAGAGCUCCGUUUUCUCACCUCCAACUAUCUUCAUGACCCCUCCCUCUCUGUUGCAUUAGCCGUGCUACAUUUCCAGCUGAAAGAGAUACCAGACGAUUUCUUUGUCGACAUUGUCUCUCGAAGCAACUUUCUCACCACCACAUUACAGGUUUUCUUUGCCUGUCUGGAGCAAGGCAGCUCCCUGGACUCACGACUGGUGAAGAAAGGCCUCCAGUUUCGAGACAACCUCACAAAGCAGUACAACUGGGACUUCUCCUCCGAGCCUGAUGAGUACGCCCCUACCAUUGUCGACACUGAUUGCUCCUGAGGCGAUUACGUCAUUGUUUCCUGAAACAAUUACGUCAUUAUUACAUCACACCAACUAUUGAAAUAUAAAACACUCAAACCACACUUGUUUGUGCCUAGAGUUAAAUCAUGAUUUGUGAUUCACAUCUGAUUGUAUAAUAAAACAGCGGUGCUAUAAUUGGCUCUGUGACUCCGCCCCUUCUUGUUCCUCCUCUCUGGUUGAAUCCAUCCGAGGGUGUGAGCUACUGCCACCAGGAGAUGUAACCACACCCACUUCCUCGGAAUAGUUAAAGUCACUGAUACCAGGUGUCGUACCAUUGCUGCACGCUGCCUCCUCAAUUGUGGGUAGGAUAUGACUGGGGACGGCAGUGUUCUUACAGUCCUUCUCUGAGAACUUUCCCUCCUCCUCUGCCACCGAGGAACCAAGUCCACUCUCCACCGAGCUCUGACAGACACCGAGAAAGAUGAACCAUACACACAGCCAUACACUGUAUUUAUACAUGCUACGUUCAAACUAGCCGCAUGCCAUGA